Molecule: messenger RNA, 245 nt
Organism: Dentiscutata erythropus
Lineage: Eukaryota; Fungi; Glomeromycota; Glomeromycetes; Diversisporales; Gigasporaceae
Source: the annotation of a GenBank genome assembly
AAUAUGUAGAAUUAAAUUUAAAUGGGUUGUUAGUUAGAUUACAAAAUGUAGAGUCAAAAAAACCAAAACUAUUUCAAUAUUUAGAUUCAAUUGUUUGUGCUUGCGAUGAGUUUUUAAUUACACAUAAUGAAUAUUGCCAACUUGCUGCUAUUAUAUCUGAUAUAGAAUGUAAAUAUAAAGUUGCAGAACAUUGGCAAGAAAUAACAAGAAUUAUGAACAGUAUGAUCCCUGUUAAUAUAGUUCAA